GCGUCGCUGACGGAGUGGGAACCAGCGCCGUGGAGUUGGGGGAGCCGCUGGCGGGUGGAUCCGACAACUCCCUGAGAGGCGCACGCAGGCAGACGGGCGGGUACUGGGAACCGAGCGGCAGGCCGUCCCCGCGGGUCUCUGAAGGAGGUCGCUGGCCCCAGCGGGCGUCAGUCAGGAUCCCUUUCGGUGAAUUGUGUGGGUGUUGCGCCUGGCUGCCACCUGGUUCCUUACAAGUACCCCACCUGUUGGUUAUUGCUUCAGUUAUUCAUUCUGGAUAUCAUAGACCCUCAUUAACACUCUGAGGAAGAACAGAAAUCACUGCUAACUAUACUGAAAAGGAAAAAUUAAGUGACUUCCUCCACUGCAAACCAUGGCACUACCGUUCCGGAAAGACUUAGAAAAAUACAAGGACCUCGAUGAAGACGAACUCCUUGGGAAUCUGUCAGAAACAGAGCUGAAACAGCUGGAAACUGUUCUGGAUGAUCUUGACCCUGAGAAUGCCCUUCUGCCUGCAGGGUUCCGGCAGAAGAACCAGACAUCGAAGUCUGCCACAGGGCCAUUUGAUAGAGAACACCUCCUUUCGUAUCUGGAGAAGGAAGCUUUGGAGCAUAAGGACAGGGAAGACUAUGUGCCCUACACUGGAGAAAAAAAAGGAAAAAUAUUUAUCCCUAAGCAAAAACCUAUACAGACUUUUACAGAAGAAAAAAUAUCUCUUGAUCCAGAAUUAGAAGAAGCUUUGACAAGUGCUUCUGAUACAGAAUUGUGUGACCUCGCAGCUAUUCUUGGGAUGCACAAUUUGAUAACGAAUACACAGUUCUGCGACGUAGUGGGAAGUAGUAAUGGUGUCGACCAAGAACAUUUUUCAAAUGUGGUAAAAGGUGAAAAGAUUCUUCCAGUAUUUGAUGAGCCCCCAAAUCCAACCAAUGUUGAAGAGAGUUUAAAAAGAAUUAAAGAAAAUGAUGUUCAUCUUGUUGAAGUUAAUUUGAAUAAUAUAAAGAAUAUCCCAAUUCCAACCCUAAAAGAUUUUGCGAAGGCUUUGGAAACCAACACACAAGUGAAAUAUUUCAGUCUUGCAGCCACCCGAAGCAAUGACCCCGUUGCUGUUGCUUUUGCAGAUAUGCUAAGAGUGAACAAAAAUUUGAAGAGCUUAAAUAUGGAGUCCAACUUCAUUACAGGAGCUGGGAUUCUAGCACUGAUUGAUGCUUUGAGAGAUAACGAAACCCUGGCAGAGCUGAAGAUUGACAAUCAGAGGCAGCAGUUGGGGACAGCUGUAGAAUUGGAAAUGGCCAAGAUGCUUGAGGAAAAUACCAAUAUCCUUAAAUUCGGAUAUCAGUUUACGCAGCAGGGACCCCGAACCAGGGCAGCUAACGCUAUAACAAAAAAUAAUGACUUAGUUCGCAAGAGACGAGUCGAAGGAGACCAGUAAGUCCGCCAACGUGUGAUCUUUGGAAGACUUCGAAAGGUCGCCAAGGGCUCGUGUUGUGGUAUCAGAUGUAAAAUUUUCCUAGGUAGAAGGGAAGAGACUGGAAAUCCUUUUUUUUUCCUUAACUGCAUAUAUCUCUUUUUUAGUUUAAGUUGUUACCAGUUUCAAAUUGUAAAUCAAUUAUAGGUGAUAUUUUGUAUUCUAAAGCAUUAUUUCUACUUUCUGCUAAAAUCAUUUUUAAUUUAGCUUAAUUAAAUGGUUUAUGAUGAGUCUCGGGUUAAAAAAAUACAAUUGUAAAAAAAGUCUAGGAAAUCAUUAUGUAGAAUAAUGAACAUUUUAAGGACCAAUCUUUUUUUAAGUGAAAAAGGGACAUUGCUGAUGUGAGAAUUGCUGUUGCACCUCUUGGGCACAAGGCGCUUCAAAACUUCCCUUAUUCCAUGGCAUGUAGACUUUUCCAUGUUUUAAAACACAUGAACUUGGCAAGAGUGUGCUUUUUGCUUCAUCAAGAAAGCAAAUACUUUGCUUUAAAAGUAUAGUUAUAUAUAGUUUUUCAUUUUAAUAAUGUGGGCAUUAUUAAAUUUUCAUGAACACUCAUAGUAAAAGAAAGCAUCUGAGUAGGAAAGCUGUUUCCUUCCCUGUGAAAUGCACACAGCCAAUUUUCAGAUAUUUAGGAUAAAAGAAAAAAGAAAGCUUUUGUUAGACACAUGGAAUCAGGGGUAAUAAACGGUAGAGACUGCCUGAGAAGCACGCACACUGGGCAUUUAAAUUGAUGGUUACUGUAAAGGAAGGUGGAGGCUGGCCUGGGUGCAAGGUAAGAGUGAGAAGCUCCCGCGUGCGACGCAGAACUGCCUGAACGGCGCGCAGUCCCCACUCACUACCAGUUUUCCAGCCAGUAAGGAAAACAGCUGUUCUUGGUAGAUCUAAUUUUUAUUAUCUUGUUUCUUCUUGUACUUUUUUGUCCGUAUUGUAUAAAAGUAAUUUCUCAUAAGUUGUCUUCCUCAAAGUAUUCACACCCACAGUUGGACAGUGUACUGUGGUGGGAAGAAUGACCCCAGAGCCAGGAGUGGGAGCGCUGAUGUGGAGCUAAUUCACGCGUGCCUCGGGGCGGCCCCUGGAGCAGGAGACCCCUGAGGCACUGCAGCUACAGAGGACAGGGGACAAAGCAAUCAGCAAUUCAGGCCUGGCUGUAUCAUUUACAGGGAGAUUUUUCAAAAGGAGAGAAUAUCAUUUCAGAAUAGGAGGAAGAUGUGUUGUUAAUUUUUCUAAAACUUCUUGAAAUUGAGUUACAACACGUCUGCUCCUUUGGCUUGGGCUGGACAGUUUAUCUAAUGAGCACAGGCAAAAGCUUUCCUCAGACGAACUGACUGCUUUUUUGAAAAGUAGUAUCCAGUGUUUUAAAGGGGCCAAAGAUUGACUUGUACUAUUCCACUGUUCCCUUUCAGUUACAGGGUGCUGGGUUUGAUUUUUUUCAAGUUAGCAAGUCAGGCUCACGCUGACUCGCUCUCCCUCACUUUUUCAUAAAUGACUUUGGAAAUGUACUCGAUUCAGAGCCAGCACAGCCCCAGCAGGGUGGGGCGUCAGGGACACAAAGCCACGGUUACACUUCCUGCAUGGCUGCCUCGCUUGCACUGCCCUGUAAGUCAAUAAAUUGUUAAGUAUGUUACCCCUUCCUCCCGUAAGUUCUUUUCAAAAUACAGGCAGGUGGGACCUCACCUAGAAUUGUGUAUCAUACUUAUGGGUAAUACCUUUUUCACUUAUUUAUCAAAGUAUGAAGAAGCUGAGUUUUUUGCUUGUACCAUUCCACUUCUGAGCUACAACAGUUCAUUAUAUAAUUGAAGAAAAGAUUUCUUAAUAAAUAACUAAGGGUGAACAUUCAUCCAACUGAAUACAGACAAAUCUUUCAAAAACUGUAAUUACAAGGGAGAAAACUAGUGUUUACUUUGAUCAUUAAAAAUCUGGCACCUCUUACCCUUUUAGUAACUUUCAGUAUUUCUGUAUUGCUCUAAAAUUUUAUGAUAGAUGAGGGUUAUGAAAUACUCUUGAUUUUUAAACCAAAGAUUUUCUAAGAUCUUAAAUUUUGUAGUAUAACUAAUUAGUCUAACUAAUAUAAACUUACCUGGUUAUCUAAGCAAAGAAUAUUCUUUGCAUUUUUAAAUUGCUGUUUUUUUAAAAACCUUUUUUCAUUUCCCAUUUUAUAAAAUUUUAUACUCAUAUUUGUCUGAUAUUCUAAUUUUUCCAGUUUGUCUACAUGAAAUUACAUAUUAAAAGUCAAUAAUACUGAUAUUAUUAAAAUGGGUUUUGGUGCUAUCUACUUGUAGCUAAAGGCAGGUAGAAGUCUCAAGUACAGGUGAAAUAAAUUUUCUAAGGGUGCCUGUCAUUUAAAAGACCAAAUAAAUAUUUUGUGUUUAAAAAAGUUUUAACAGAUUGUUAGAGAUUUCAAGGGGAAUUACCUUGGUCAUUAAAUUGCGAAUUCUUAUAUCUGAAUGAAAUAUCCCAAAAUACUUGCUUUGUACAGUAGGGACCCACUGGAAAAGUUACAUGUAUAGAACUUUGUAAAUUGUUUUCCCAUUGACAGUAUCUCACUUUUUUUUCAUUUAAAAAGGGGAUUCCAUGGUAUAAUGAAAAUUAAGAGAAAAAAAGUUUUGAUAAAAUGUUAGUCAUGGUCUGUUGUACAUUAUAUUUAACCCUUGCUGUCAUUAAAAUAAGAUUAAAAGGUAAGAUUAAAAGAGGUUUCAUAAAAU
Molecule: messenger RNA, 4164 nt
Organism: Vicugna pacos (alpaca)
Lineage: Eukaryota; Metazoa; Chordata; Mammalia; Artiodactyla; Camelidae
Source: RefSeq, a predicted model, not a curated record